CAUUCCAGGUGCCUCAGACACGGAUGGGUGUCCUCAAGGAGCUGGGACUUUAGCGUCCACAGAGGCUCAGGCACUGAUCCCAGUGUUGGGCGCACCUCUGCAGUCUUGAGUGCUGUGGACCUUGGCAGGGAGGAGGUGGCAUUUGAUCUGGGAGGGAACGAGACAUGGUGGGCACUCGUUUCCACAGGAGCGGGGAGUCAAGGUGUGGGAGGGAGAGCCGGGCGGCAGUGGCCUGAAUGGCAGCCCAGGGCAGCUCACGUGGAGCCUUCCAAGCCACGUGAAGGCCUUUGAACUUUACGCUCUGGGCAGGACAGGCACGGGACCAGGGGAGUGCCAUACUGAAAUUGGCAUUUUUGGCAGGGUGACUUGGGAGUCCUGUGGUGGAUGGAUUUGGAGGGGAGAGGCUGGAGGCAGGGAGACCAAUAACGGAGGCUGCUGCAAGAGCCCUGGGAAAAGAUGGCAGGAGCCUGGCUUGGAAUGGCAAUGGCUCUCAUGACAGGCACUGUUGGCCCUGGAGGUACCAGCGCCUGGUCCAGGGACCUGGGAGGAGAGACAGUAGUGGGGAUGGCCUGGGCUAGUUCGGGGGUCUUGAACACGCUCCCAGGCGGAGGGAGGCCAGAGUCAGGUCUUAGAGAGGCUCUCGUGGGAGGCAGCCCAGAGUUGCCUGGCCCAGGUGCAAGCUGGGGACUGGGUCCCUCUGCUGGCCAUAGGGGGCAUGGGUGAGAGCCUCUGGCUGCAGUCCUCAAAUGCUUUCAGUGCUUUUUUAAAUACAAGAAACAGAAUCCUUUUAAGAAGCAACCAGGUAAUGUCCGGUUGCUUUUUAUGAUUCCCAAGCUGGCAGAAGUGCCGUAGGCCUUUCGAUGGCCAGAGGAUUGCACAGUCCGGUUUCUCCCAGUUUCCUGCUGGCUUCUUUGGACGUGGCUUCACCACUUCAGCCUCCUUUAGGGCCACCUAUUCACCCCUGUCUGGGCGGAACCUGGAAACUGCACGCGGCAUUGGCUGGGGGGCUGGGCGUGGUGGCUCUUGGGGUCCUCUAUGCCAAGCUGGCCCUCAGCACGGGCGGGGCAGAGCCGUGGGGCCCCUAGAUUGCUGAGGUUAAGGCUCCCGAAGAGCUGUACUUGCGUUCAAGGCCUUGAGCACCGUUAGUUUCUGCCCUGCUCCCUGCUGCUUCAGGAAAAUCAACUCUAAUGAAAGCCCUUUUGAGUGAGGUCACUCAGGCUUUCGGGGAUUUAUUCUUUAGCGUGUUGAAGUGGUUUGCUGAGGUCCAGCCUGAUGGAUCACUGAGCGCUCUCUGCUCUCUGGUGCUCUGUGAGUGGGAAGGUUGCCUAGCAACCAGGCCCAGGGCCAGCCUCCUAGCUUUUCACACAGCGGGGCUCCUCCUCCCGCCCUUACUCGCCCAGCCCUCUUUGGCAGAACGGGUGGCUGCCCCGCCCCCUCUGCCCUGCAGUCCUGCAAGUAGGGGGGGGGGCUGGUGCCUCAGGUCGGGUCAGGGCGGCUCCACUAGCUUCCAGGGCCCCAGCGUAGUUGGGGCCGGUGUGACCUGGGAUGAAGGCGUUUGGAGGCAUGGGAAGGAACAGGGAAGACAGGGAAGGAACAGUGAGCCUUUUCCACUGAACACCGACCCUGCCCUCUCCCACCGUGACGAGGUCUGUCCCUCCUGGCAAGACAGGUUCAGCUCACCUAAGGGGGCCUCAGCCGAGGUGAAGAUCCAAGAGAUGGUGAAACUGGGCCAUGAGCUGAUGCUGUGUGGGCUGGAUGACCACGAGCUCCUGAAGGGCCGGGCCUGUGCCCAGAAGCAGCUGCGCUUCAUGGACCAGCUGCUGGACGUGGUCCGGAGCCUGACUGUCGGACGCUCCAGCUGCCGCAGUGUGAAAGAGCACUUCGAGGACACCCGGGAGAAGAAUGAGGCGCUGCUGGGGGAGUUCUUCUUGAGCCCCCACCUGCAGAUGCUCCUGAGCCCCGAGUGUGACGCGUGGCCCCUGGGCCUGCAGCCACUUCUCGACAAGCAGAGCAAUGCCUGGCAGAGGGCCAGCCCCUCCAUCGAGUCAGAGGACGACAAGGUGGCAGAGCUGGCCCGGCAGCUGCAGGAGAGUGCCUCGAAGCUGCAGUCGCUCAGGGUGGAGUGCUUUGCGCAGCACAAGCAAGGAGCCGCUGUGAGUGGGGCCGACGCCAGCACCCUAGACCAGAAGCUGCGCCUGGUCAUCUCUGACUUCCGGCAGCUCAUCGUGGCUUUCCUGCAAGUCUAUGACGAUGAGCUGGGAGACUGCUGCCAGCGCCCAGGCCCCAACCUCCGCCCGUGCGGCCCCAUCAUCCAGGCCGUGUACCAGACUCUGACCUCAUGCAGCCAACUGUUGAAAGCGGUCGUGGAGGUCACUGACACCUCAGUGAAAGCCGUGCGGAUGGCGAAGCAGCAGCAGGGCAAGCAGAUCUGUUGGGGCAGCAACAAUUCUGUGAUGAGUCUAGGAAACACCAACAAGGAGAAGCGCAAGCAGGCACCCUUAGGAGUUAAGAAUGGGGCGGAUAAACAAAACAAGGACAAAGAAAAGCAGCACAGAGGCCUGAUGCGGAGAAAGGAAGGAAGGAGGAGGGCGGAGGUCGCAGAGCUGAGGGCUGAGUACAGAGCAGGUGGACCCCGAAGACGCAUCCGCAGGCCUAGUCUCCUGCAACCUGGAGUAGCUGGGACGCAGCAGCAGGGCCCAGGCUUCCAGAGACAACACGACCCAGCCAAGCCCUGAGCCAAGAGAAGGCAAGGCAGGACGAGGGCCCGGAACAAAGGAGAGACGUCCAUCAGAAUGGGAGGGGUAACCUGGAAAUACAAGGUCUUCAACGAUGGCCUGCCCAAUGGCCUGCAGUAGCCUGGGAGCAGGGCGCUCUGCCCCGAAGAGCCAGGCAGCAGCCAGCCCCAGUGCUCCCCGGGCUGCCCUCCACGUGCUCCGUACCGUCAGCGAUUGGGGGGGGCGUGACGAGGGCCCGGAGGUGGGGCGGGGCGGUGUGAGCUGGGGACCAAAGAAAGCUCAGGUUCUAAGAAGUUGCCUCCAGCCUACUUUUUUUUUUAAACAUCUUUCUUGAAGUAUAA
This is a messenger RNA of Lagenorhynchus albirostris (white-beaked dolphin), 3076 nucleotides long. It is a transcript of the gene HAUS7, whose product is annotated as HAUS augmin like complex subunit 7. Gene Ontology annotation, biological process: spindle assembly; centrosome cycle. Gene Ontology annotation, cellular component: HAUS complex. The transcript has 10 exons. Lineage: Eukaryota; Metazoa; Chordata; Mammalia; Artiodactyla; Delphinidae. Bases 1188 to 2735 code for a protein of 515 amino acids. Gene Ontology annotation, molecular function: microtubule minus-end binding. The record is from RefSeq and is a predicted model, not a curated record.